GCAGGGUUCGGCUGCAGCGUUAUGACGUCCCGGGUGACUCUGAGAAGCCACCAGGGAUGGUUGGAGGACGACCAGAUCCAGCUUGGCCUCUGACAAAGGAACGAUGAAGAAUUAUCCUUCAGAAGCAAAAAUUAGCUAAUUAUGACCUUAAACUUGUCUUAACCUUAGGCAGAAAUGGGCAAUGGAAUAAAUAAGGUUCUUCCAAACCUCUAUCUGGGCAACUUUAAAGAUGCACGAGACGCGGAGCUGCUGGCCCAGCACAACAUCACCCACAUCCUGUCCAUCCACGACGCAGCUGCGCCCAUCCUGGAGGGCAUGACGUAUCUUUGCAUAUCUGCAGCUGACAGUUCAAAGCAGAACCUGAUCCAGUUCUUCAGAGAGAGCUUCGUGUUCAUCCACGAGUCGCGGCUGAAAGGAGCGGGCUGCCUUGUUCACUGCGUGGCAGGGGCGUCCCGCAGCGUCACUCUGGUGGUGGCCUACAUCAUGACGGUGACGGGGCGUGGCUGGGUGGAGUCCCUGGCCGCCGUCAGGUCGGUGAGGCCGUGCGCCGGACCUAACCUGGGCUUCCUGAGGCAGCUGGAGGAGUUUGAAAACCUAGAGCUUGCACAAUAUCGAGCCUGGUGGAUGGAACGAUACGGGAAUAACCCAUUCAACGAUGAUGAGGAGGUUCAGAAUCUUUUAAGUAAAAAAUCGGUCCCAGACAGCAUCAAUCCUGUGCUGGAGACAAGUGGGUCAUGAAGAGAACAGUCCUGCGGAGAGUCGUCAGCUUGACUCACGUGCUUCAUUAAUGAUCAGGCACAAAAAAGACUGUAGCACUAACCUUCUGCAUUGGGGCACAACCCUCUACACCAGAGUAUGGCCCUCUAUACUAAGGCA
Molecule: messenger RNA, 876 nt
Organism: Nematolebias whitei (Rio pearlfish)
Lineage: Eukaryota; Metazoa; Chordata; Actinopteri; Cyprinodontiformes; Rivulidae
Gene: dusp22b
Product: dual specificity phosphatase 22b
Exons: 7
Coding region: 175-738 (187 amino acids)
Biological process (GO): protein dephosphorylation; regulation of cell population proliferation; positive regulation of JNK cascade
Cellular component (GO): cytosol
Molecular function (GO): protein tyrosine/serine/threonine phosphatase activity
Source: RefSeq, a predicted model, not a curated record